AUAAUAUACUAGAUAUGUACAGAUAACAGGCACCUACAUGUGAUAGACAGACAUACCUACCUGGCUAUACUCUAAAUGGUGUUAUUAAACAGUGAUAAACAGAUAAUACAGUACACUGUAGUGCGCAAUCUGACAGUGGCAAAGCCCUUGAAAGCCUUGGAUGUUGGCCUAAGAUGCAAUCGCUUGGUUAACAGUAAACGGAUUAAUAUGAAGGUUGCAGAUUGUUGAUACUAGAAUAGCCUGCAAUGAAUCAGAGAAUAUUACUAUACUAUCGUACAUUGAACAUACAUAUAUAAGCGUUCAUUUGGCUGCUUGGUAAGUCUAAGGAACGACUCUGAACGCUGAUAUUCUGCGAGGAUAUACAUUGCACGAGUGCAUCAGGGGAUUAGAGGAUUAACUCGGGAUAAUCCAUGAUAUAGGGAUAAGGAAACGCCACAAGGUAUCAGCAAGACGAAUUUGAAACUGGAACCCUGACCAAUGAGUAGCUUAAGUGCAAUACCUGACUUAGACCACACGAUUUUAUGUCAGUUUUAGAGGUUUCAGCAACCAUUGGUAUCUUGGUGCAUAUAUGCGGUUUGGAAAGUGCAGUUCUCCAACUACUAGCCACGGCACAUGACUCAGUCACUCGUCAACCAACCGGUGCAAAAGCAGGCUAAUUAAUUUGGUUUUUAGUGAGACAGAAACAACAUUUUGCGGACUACUUCUUUAAGUACCUUGGUGACAUUUUCGGCGUAUUAAAAGCCCGACUGUGUGUUGGUUUAAUGGUUUAUGCGCUGAAUCAAAAUGGGAAAUAUAUUUUAAUAUAACCGACUAGCCAAUCACAUGUUUUGAAAAGUUUAACCACAAGUUUUAAGGUGAAACAUGUUUUAGAAUAAUAUAACAUAUAGUGGAAGUUGACUUACGUUAGAACUAAGAUAGACAGGGAACAGCAAACAGUGAACUUCGAUACUGUUACUUGGAAAGAUUACACUAAUAAACUGGGCACUUUAGUUAAAGACAUGGAAAGUACAAGAACAGCUGUUUAGGGAAAUCUUGAAACAAUAACCAACUUGUACAUAGGGGUUAAUGAUACACUCAUGUGCGAUAUUUUAAUUUUAUGAUCUGACAGUAACUAUAUCAAGAUGACUAGGAUAACCGAGGGAUUAUUACAGACAUUAGCAUGUGUGGCAGUAGCUGGACUACUGAUCGCCUUGCCCGGGGGUCAGGCUACCCCCCUAAGGAGAACCAAACAGGAAGAGACUAUAAAAGAAACAGAGAAGCACCGGACGAAACGAGAAGACGAUGGUGAUGCUGGUAGUCUUCAUGCAAGGGGAAUACGAAGCGAUGACUGGAAAACUAGAGAAAAUAGUUUCCUUCAAAACUUCGGCUACUUCCCGAAGUCCGAUCUCGAGACGGGGGCCUUACGUUCGGAAGAAGAAUUCAAGAAGGCGGUCAGAGCAAUGCAGAAGAUCGCAAAUAUCCCCCAGACGGGAGAACUCGACGAAGCAACGGUGGAAAAGAUGAAUUCCCCCCGUUGCGGAUUACCUGAUACAAUUGAUGAAACAAACGAAGAUGGCUGGUCCAAGAAGCGCAGGAAGAAACGAUAUAAUCAUUCGAGUGAGAAGUGGCGUAAAAAUCAUUUGACGUACAGGUUUCUAAACUAUUCACCUAAAUUGUCCCGUUACACUAUAGAAGACGCUAUAGACAAAGCAUUCAGGGUAUGGAGUGGAGUCACUAACUUAGAUUUCUCUAAGAUUGACACAGCUGAUCAUGCUGAUAUCUACCUACUCUUUGGUAGGCACUUCCAUAAUGAUGGCUAUCCUUUUGAUGGACAAGGUAUGGUGCUGGCUCAUGCAUUUUUCCCGGGGACUGACGAUCGUGCUGGAGACACACAUUUUGACGCUGAUGAGCCAUGGACAGUUGGGUCAAAAAAUGGUAUCAAUUUAUUCUCAGUUGCUGCCCAUGAGUUUGGCCAUGCGCUGGGUCUGGCCCAUAGUGGAGUUGUGGGCUCACUCAUGUAUCCAUGGUACCAGGGCUUUGUUGAGAACUUCCAAUUGCACCCUGAUGAUAUCCAAGGCAUACAAACACUUUAUGGGGUAAGAUACAAUAACAAUCUUCCACCUAGGAGGCCAGAGAUCCCAGUCAUUCCAUCAACAACAGCAAUGGUCCCUCGAAGACCUCCUACUACGAGAACUACUACUACAACAACUACUACACGGCGACCUUACACUUACAGACCACGCCCACGUACACGGCGACCAUAUGUGCCCCGCACUACCCCUAAACCUGAUGGGAAGCCUGACAAUUGUAACGUUGUCAUAGAAGCUGCUGAUGUUGUACGUGGAGAACUGAUGUUAUUCAGUGGGAAGUGGUUCUGGAGAAGAAAUGAAGAGGGAAUUCUCAACGGUUAUCCCGUUCUUAUAAGUGAAUUCUGGGUAGGCUAUCCCCAGGACCAACAUGUGGAUGCCAUCUAUGAACGACGAGAUGGAAAAAUUGUAAUUUUCUAUGGUGCACAUUAUUGGUUGUUUGACGGAAACCAACUUGAGAGAAAUUUUGACCCGAAAGGCAACCCACUGACAGAUUAUGGCUUGCCAACUGGUCUCUCAAAAAUAGACGCUAUAUGGAGGUGGGGUCACAAUGAACGAAUCUAUAUGAUUAGUGGCAAUAUGUACUGGAAAUUGAGCCAUCGCAACAAAGUUGAACGAAAUUACCCAAGAGAUUUGAGUGUAUGGGGAGGUGUCCCUGUAUCACCUGAUGCUGCUUUCCAGUUUUGGGAUGGCCGGACAUAUUUCUUCAAGGGCAAACAGUACUGGGAAUUUAACGAUGGCGUCAUGAGGACGAGAAAGAGUUCACCCCGACCCCUAGCUGGCCUAUGGAUGGGGUGCUCUGAUCUCCCUACGACGGAGACUUCAAAUGAAAUUCCAAUAUUUCCCGCGGGUGAUGAGCAACCGCGAGUCCAUGGAUCUGGACAAACAGACAAUAAUUCAAACAGCGCAAAUGGCGUUCAAAAGUGUUGUGGAAUGAAGCAAUAUUACGUUUUACUGUUAUCAGCAUUUGUGUAUUUAUUUACGCGAAACAACCAGAAUUUUUCAUAGCGAACAUGUACGAAAGUAUCAUUCAUUUUAAAUGAAAAUUAAGGUUAGUAAAUUGGCACUAUGAAAAAGUGUUUAUAUUGUAGUACAGGUGUUCAUAUUUAAGGGGUGUUCUUAUUUCAACAGAGACAGAGAGGUGUUCACAUUUCACAUUUCAACAGAGAAGAUGAUAAUUUUAACAGAUUUCAAAUUUCAAAAACACUUCUCAAUGUAAACACCUCACAAUGUGAACACCCCUCUAUGUAAACACAUCUCCAUGUAAACACCUCUUUAUAUGAACACUUAUCAAUAUAAACACCUCACAAUGUGAAAAUGUAGCUAUUCUUGGCAAAUUCACUUUAUGCAGAUUUUACCAGUAUAGUGUAUGCAGCAUUUAAGAUUUUGUUAUAAAUCCCAGUUCACCAAUUUGGUGAAAAUGUCAUUUCACAAUUCAGUUUUAGAGGUUGUCUCACAUGUUUUACACCUACUUCAACAAAAAAUCCAUUUCUGCUGACCGUCCACCCUUUUUAACAAGACUUUUGAAGUGCAAUUUUUAAAAAUGAUCUAGCAAUUUUUCGUGCACAAAACAGUCUUUCACUACCCAACUCCAAAUGAAUGCAAUUUUGUGUAGAAUUAAGUGUGUAACAUAUGAGACAAGGCCCAAGGAAGUACCUCUGCUCAUCUCUAAAGCAUGCCAAAUGUACAGUGGAUACCAGGCCCAUGCCUACAUUGAGGCUGCUAAGGCAUUUGCCUCAUUCAGGAUUCUUGCCUCAAGAGUUUUAAUUUUUCAGCCAACAAUAUGAUCAUGUGAAAUUAUUUUUGCAUCGGUAAAAUUUUGCCCCAAAAUAUGGGCCUUGAUACAGUAUAAGAUUAACUUGCCUUUUAAGUCUUCCUUUUUCAUUUCUCUCUUUGCAUUCUCAUUUCAAAAGUUUCUACUGAUAUUUUGCUUAUAUGCCCAUGGGGGUUUAUUUGGAAGAAAGGUACAUACAGGUGUAUUUUUGAAGAGCUUUCAAAUAAAUGCCCAACAAGGGAAGCAUUUGAGCAAAAACUUCCAACAGUUCUGUACCAUGGAGGCCAUUUUAAAAUGCUAUCAGAAAUAC
Messenger RNA from Owenia fusiformis, 4150 nucleotides. The record is from the annotation of a GenBank genome assembly. NCBI's taxonomy places the organism in Eukaryota, Metazoa, Annelida, Polychaeta, Sabellida, Oweniidae.